Messenger RNA from Fusarium poae, 1014 nucleotides. RefSeq lists its product as uncharacterized. The record is from RefSeq and is a predicted model, not a curated record. Bases 1 to 1014 code for a protein of 337 amino acids. The transcript has 3 exons. Lineage: Eukaryota; Fungi; Ascomycota; Sordariomycetes; Hypocreales; Nectriaceae.
AUGUCUUCUAUUCGCCAUGGACUGGAUAUCGAACGUCAGGGUAACUCUGAAGUUACAAAAUCUUCACCGGUCCUCAAAGAUGAAACAGACUUACUCGAGCGUGCAGAGCAGGGUUGUUUUGUUUGUUUAGAGAGUUAUAAACAAGGACAAUACGCUGUUCUUGUACCGUGCCUGCGACCACCAGAGUCUUUUAGCAGACUCAUACAGAAAAAGGAUCGCAAUGGCAAAUCAAUAUCUAAAGUGGAAAAGAAAUCGACUUUAAAGAGCGACAGCGAGUCUGAUUACGAGAUCUAUCAAAGAUUGCUCGAUACGUGCUAUGAGCAUUUGGGCCGUUGGAAGAGAUGGUUGCCUUAUUAUGGAAUCAUCGACAUUCUAGAAGUCAAUUUUCAAUUCGCGGCUAACGUUGAGCCGAAUGGGCGUUAUCCAAUUUACAUGAAGCCUGUCAACAUCAACGAAGUCCGUGAAGAAUGCAACAAGGCUAUAGCAAGACACCCAACUGGUCCUUUUUACGAGUCCGGUGGAGCAUGUGUGAAAGGUUAUGAGCAUAGCGACGAAUGCAUUCUUGGUAUGGAGGAGUGGGCUCAGCCAUGUAUCAGAGAUGAAGCUGAAAAGGCACAGAAGCGCCUUGACAAGCUUGAUUUCCUGCUGCAUCUUAAGGACUGUUAUGCUCGGAACCCCGGGAAAGCCGACGGAUGCCACAUACUCAAGGGCAUGGCCCAAGAGAGCUGCAUCUACAAUGUAAAAGGCCCAAAGAAAAUUCUUUUACCAGUUCCAGACGAAGAGUUCCAAGGUACAACGUGGACGAGAGGUCUACACUUUAUGUUAGGAUGGCAGACAGGCAGGAUUUACGCAGAACUCCCCUUCAGACUCUCAUGUGUGUCGCUUGCCGUUGCUCUUAUUUGGAUUUGCAUGGCUCUUUGGAGGGGUGCAGGAGGGGAUUGGGGGACUGCAUUCGCCUUCGCUCAGGUUGUCGCAGCAUCUUUGGCAAUUGUCAUUACUUACGUCCGGUUGUAA